AUGGGUGGCUUAAACGUGAGCAAUCGCCUUCUGAGAAACAUUGGUCUACUAUUCAAAUGGGUUUGGAGAUAUUUGCAAGAACCCAAGUCUCUAUGGAGACUAACCAUUCAAGCAAAAUAUGGCUAUUCCUCAACUUUCCGAAUGCAAGACAUGGAUUCACUUGCUAAAGGAGUCCCAUGGAAGAAAAUUUGUAACCACCUGUUGAAACACGAAGAAGCAAAGAACCUCUUAAAAACUGGGUCCAAGAUUCUUAUUGGGAAUGGGGAACAUACCUUAUUUUGGUACGAUGUAUGGUUACUUGAUGAAGCCCUUAGAGUCACCUUCCCAAGGCUAAUUAGAAUUGCAUCAUCCCCCUCUGCAUCUGUGGCAUCUCCGGGUCACUGGGCAAAUUCAGAAUGGGUCUGGGUCAUCUCCUGGAUCAGAAAUCUAAGACCUCAAGACAAAAAUGAAUGGGCUGCUUUACUGAACCUGCUGCAGCAUUUCUCUAUCACAAAGGAGAAAAAAGAUAGCUGGAUCUGGACCCCCAGCAACUCUGGGGCUUUCUCGGUCAAAUCCUGCUACCUUGCUCUUAUAAAAUGGCCUGAUCCCCUAUUGCAACCAGUUAUAAACAAGCUUUGGGUUGGGUUAUUACCUUUUCGCAUUGAGAUAUUCUUUUGGCUGGCUCUACUGGACCGUAUCAACACCCUCAAGAAUUUAGUAGCCCACAACAUCAUAUCACCAGCAGAGGCCUCAUGCCCAUUUUGCAACCUGGUAAUUGAGGAUUCGGUCCACCUUUUUAUCCACUGUUAUUUUGCACAAUCAAUCUGGAGCUCGUGGCUCAAGGUAUGGAAUCUCUCCUGGGUUUGGCCCUCAAAUUUGGAGAGAGCUUUUGCUCAGUGGUCAUUUCCUAGAAAAAGCAGGUUUUUCAAAAAAGUGUGGAUUGCUUCCUUCCAAGUGAUUGUUUGGUCACUUUGGAAGGAAAGGAAUGAUAGAAUCUUCAAUCAUAUUCUCAGCUCUUCUCAGGCAGUACAGAAUAUGGUAAUCCUCCGUCUUUGUUGGUGGAUCAAAGGAUGGAAAGAACCAUUCCCCUACUCACCAGAAGAAGUCAUGAGAAACCCAUUGUGUCUUCUUUGGCGACAACCGCGCCCACCUCACCCCUCACAAAUACCUUUCACCCUCCCCCCACCGACCUCACCAGGCUUAAAAUGGGUGGUGGAAGCAUCCCUUUUUCCUUCUCAAGACAGAUCUGUUAUUGGCGGUGCUCUCCGCAAUGUAAAUGGAGAUCUUCUCUGUCUCUUCUCAGGAUCAACACCACUCAUGGAUAUAAACUCUGCAAAUAUUCUAGCAAUCCACAGAUCAAUCCAAAUCUCACUAAAUAACAACCGCUUCAAAUUUCAGCCUCUGGAAAUUGAAUCCGAAUCUUAUGAAGCAGUGAAUUGGUGCUCCAACUCAUCUGGUGGACCUGGAAACUUAAACCUCAUUCUCAACUUCAUCAGAUCAGCUCAUGGGAGAAGCCUCAAAGCCUCUUUCUCUCACAAACCCCGAUGCCAUGAACCUGUCUCAGUCACCAUAGCCAAAAGGAAGCUCUUCAGAACCUCUGAUUUUGUAGUUUGGUUGUAA
Molecule: messenger RNA, 1599 nt
Organism: Beta vulgaris subsp. vulgaris (sugar beet)
Lineage: Eukaryota; Viridiplantae; Streptophyta; Magnoliopsida; Caryophyllales; Amaranthaceae
Exons: 1
Coding region: 1-1599 (532 amino acids)
Molecular function (GO): nucleic acid binding; RNA-DNA hybrid ribonuclease activity
Source: RefSeq, a predicted model, not a curated record